GUUUCCCGCAGACCCGGAAACGGAGCUAAGGACACCCUCCCGUGGGUCAGUGUCAGCUUUUCUGAUUCAACACUGGUGUUUGCGAUACACCUGCCCGUCCCCGGCCUCCGAUCCGCAACACCCGCAGUUCGGGGGUCACCACGUACGAUAAAACCCCCUUCAGGCGCUUGUGCUGCGCCCGAUGAUUCUCGGCAGGACCGUCAGAUAUUCCAGGCCUGGGAGCCCCACUGCGGGUUCGGGGGUCGACGACUAUUUCGAGUUAAAGUCUCUGAGGCGCGUCCCCGCCCCCGGCCGUCCGCCUUCGGUCCAGGAACGGUUGACCUUCAGGGAUGUGGCCAUAGAAUUCUCUCAGGAGGAAUGGGUGUGCCUGGACCCUUCUCAGAGGGCCUUGUACAGGGACGUGAUGUUGGAGAACUACAGGAACCUGGUCUCCCUGGGCAAGGAAAACGUCCCUCCAGAAGUCGGGAUCUGCCCCAAUAGCUCUGCUACAUUCGUGAUCAAGGAAUUAUUACCAAAGAAAGACCUUAAUAAUGGAGAAUUAUACCAGUCAGUGCUCUUGGGAAGACCUGAAAGCCAUGGCCUUGAGGAUUUUGACUUCAGGGAAGUCUGGGGAAAUACGUAUGAAUUUGAGAGCAAGUGCGAAUAUGAAGAAAGAAAUUCAAAAGGAAUGCUUGUGACAGAUAACUUAAAUCUCAGUGGUCGAAGAGAUAAACAAGACAGCAAAUCCUGGAUUAAUUUACCUUUAAAGCACAGUGUUUCUUUAAGAAAAAGUACAUAUCAAUAUUUUAAACAAGGGAAAUCAUUAAUAAAGAAUUUGUUAAAAAUAAAAACCAAUAUAAUCUAUGCAGGAAACAAGUAUACAAAAUGUUUUGAAAAUAGAAUUGCAUUAAGCUCCCAGUCGCAUCUGGCUGAAUUAUUUCAAACUGAGGAGAAAAUUAGUGGAUGUAAUCAAGUUGAGAAGUCUGUCAAAACUUGUUCCAUUUUGCCGCUUCAGAGAUUGCCUUCUAGUGUCAAAACCAACAUUUGUAAUAAAUAUGGAAAGGUUUUUAUGUGUCCUUCAUUGCUUACACAGCACCAGAAAACAAAAGUUAGAGAAAAACCAUACAAAUGUAACGAAUGUGGAAAGACUUUUAGCCAUCAUUCAGUCCUUACUAGUCAUCAGAGAAUUCAUUCUGAGCAGAGACCAUACAAAUGUAAUGAGUGUGGUAAAGCCUUUAAGCAGUUCUCAAACCUCACAAGACAUCAGAGAAUCCAUACUGGAGAGAAACCAUAUAAAUGUAAUAUAUGUGACAAGGUCUUUAAUCAAAAUUCCCACCUUACAAACCAUUGGAGAAUUCAUACUGGAGAAAAACCACACAAAUGUCACGAAUGUGGUAAGGCUUUUAUCAAGUGUUCAGAUCUCUGGCGUCAUGAGAGAAUUCAUACAGGAGAGAAACCUUACAAAUGUAAUGAAUGUGGUAAGGGUUUUACCAAACGUUCAUAUCUUUGGGAUCACAAGAGAAUUCAUACUGGAGAGAAACCAUACAAAUGUACUGAAUGUGGCAAGGUUUUUAGGCAGUGGUCUACCCUCAGGAUUCAUCGAAGAAUCCAUACUGGCGAGAAACCUUAUAAAUGUAAUGAGUGUGGCAAGGCUUUUAAGCAAUGCUCACACCUCACUAAGCAUCAGAAUGUACAUCCUGGAGAGAAGCCACACAAAUGUACUGUGUGUGCCAAGGCUUUUAUCCACAUUUCAAGUCUUGUGAAACAUCAGAAAAUUCAUUCUGGAGAAAAACCAUACAAAUGUAAUGAAUGUGGUAAGGCUUUUAUCCAAAGUUCAAGUCUUGUGGAUCAUCAGAGAAUUCAUACUGGUGAGAAACCUCACAAAUGUAAUGAAUGUGGCAAAGCCUUUACUGUGCGUUCAAGCCUAACUAAACAUAAAAAAAACCAUACUGGUGAGAAACCUUAUAAAUGUGAUGAAUGUGACAAAGCAUAUACACAGCUUGUACACCUUACUAGACAUCAGAAAAUACAUACUGAAAAGAAACAUGAUGAAUCAGGUAUACAUGGUAAUGCUUUUAUUCAAAGCUCAAGCCUGGGGGAUCAUCAGAGAAUUCAUGGAAGAGAGAAACCUUAUAAAUGUAAUGAGUGUGGCAAAUCUUUUAACUGGUGUUCACGCCUUACUCGACAUCAAAGAAUCCAUACUGGAGAGAAACCAUAUAAAUGUAAUGUGUGUGGCAAGGCUUUUAGUCAAAAUUCAAACCUUACAAUUCAUCAGAGAAUUCAUACUGGAGAGAAACCUUACAAAUGUAAUGAAUGUGACAAAGCCUUUAAGCAGUAUUCAAGCCUCAUAAGACAUCAGAAUAUACAUCCUGGAGAGAAACCACACAAAUGUAUUGUGUGUGGGAAGGCUUUUAUCAAACGUUCGCACCUCUGGGGUCAUGAGAGAAUGCAUACUGGAGAGAAACCAUACAAAUGUAUUGAAUGUGGCAAGGCCUUUAGACAAUGGUCUGACCUCAGGAUUCACCAAAGAAUUCAUACUGAAGAGGAACCUUAGAAAUGUAAUGAAUGGUGGGGUGCUUGGGUGGCUCAGUCAGUUAAGUGACCGACUUCAGCUCAGGUCAUGAUCUUGUGGUUCAUGAGUUUGAGCCCUGCAUUGGGCUCCAUGCUGG
Molecule: messenger RNA, 2648 nt
Organism: Herpailurus yagouaroundi (jaguarundi)
Lineage: Eukaryota; Metazoa; Chordata; Mammalia; Carnivora; Felidae
Product: zinc finger protein 677-like
Exons: 3
Coding region: 182-2533 (783 amino acids)
Biological process (GO): regulation of transcription by RNA polymerase II
Cellular component (GO): nucleus
Molecular function (GO): RNA polymerase II cis-regulatory region sequence-specific DNA binding; DNA-binding transcription activator activity, RNA polymerase II-specific
Source: RefSeq, a predicted model, not a curated record